AUGGCUAAAGAACUUGUUAAACUGUUUUAUUUUAAUGCACGUGCACGUGGAGAAGCAAUUCGAAUGGUUUUUGUAGCGGCUGGAAUCGAGUUUGAAGACGAAAGGAUAUCAUUUGAAAACUGGCCUAAGAUGAAGCCGUCGAUACCUGGAGGCCGUCUGCCUGUAGUGAAGAUCACUGAGAAAGAUGGGAAAGAGAAAUGGUUGUCAGAGAGUUUGGCCAUUGCACGUUUCUUUGCGAAGAAGAAUGGUAUGAUGGGUAGCACGGAUGACGAGUACUAUAGUGUUGAGAAGUUAAUCGGUCAGGUGCAAGAUGUUGAAAGUGAAUAUUACAAGACCUUGAUGAAACCAGAAGAUGAGAAAAUAAAAAUCAUCAAGGAGAUAUUUAGUGGAAAAGUUCCCACUCUUCUAAAUGCAAUCUGUGAAUCCCUGAAGGAAUCGAAAGGCAAAUUAGCUGUGGGUGACCAUGUGACUUUGGCUGAUUUGGUAUUGAUUGCAGCCAUCGACCACGUGACUGACUUGGACAAAGGAUUCAUGGACGGUAAAUAUCCUGAGAUCCAUAAACAUCGAGAGAAUCUCCUGAAAAUUUCACCGAAAUUGGCUAAGUAUUUAUCGGAAAGGCCAGCAACUGCAUUCUAA
Molecule: messenger RNA, 636 nt
Organism: Trichobilharzia szidati
Lineage: Eukaryota; Metazoa; Platyhelminthes; Trematoda; Strigeidida; Schistosomatidae
Source: the annotation of a GenBank genome assembly